CAUUUCUUAGCACCUGCAUCGCUAUCUCCGCCAUCGUCCUCUUCAAAUUAUUCGUACACUCUGUUUCUCUCAUUUUCGCUCUUUCCCUUUGGCGCGAAUUCUAUCAAAUACACCGCCGUUAACAACCGCCGGCCGCCGGCGAAUCAAAGCUAUUCCUAAUCGCUAUAAUUUUCUGAAAAUUUUCCGGUAGAAAAAUGUCGCACGUUUUGAACUUUUUGGUUUCUUCCUCUUCCUGCUCGCCUACGACCUUCGCAACCUCAAAACGACCUGCAUUUCCUCUCUCCACCAUCCGUUCACGGUUACCGGUUAAAACAUUUCUACGUACAAAAAUCAUAGCAGCUUCAGCUUCAGAGAACGGUUCGGGAGUGGUACGAUCAAGUGCGACGCAGGUGCAUGAUACUUACAAUGCGGUCGCGGAUUUUGAGGUGGACGCGGUGACGGAGGCUGAGUUGAAGGAGAACGGUUUCAGGAGUACGCGAAGGACGAAGCUGAUAUGUACGAUCGGUCCAGCGACGUGCGGGAUUGAGCAGUUGGAGGCGUUGGCUGUGGGAGGAAUGAACGUUGCGCGGAUCAAUAUGUGUCAUGGAACUCGGGAGUGGCAUCGUAUGGUGAUCGAGAGAGUUCGGAGGUUGAAUGAGGAUAAAGGCUUCGCGGUCGCCAUCAUGAUGGAUACUGAAGGCAGUGAGAUUCAUAUGGGAGAUCUCGGUGGCGCUUCGUCGGCUAAAGCUGAGGAUGGGGAAAUUUGGACUUUCACUGUUCGAGCAUUCGAUUCACCAAUCCCGGGACACACCAUUAAUGUUAACUAUGAUGGAUUUGCUGAAGAUGUGAAAGUGGGUGAUGAGCUACUAAUAGAUGGUGGAAUGGUGAGGUUUGAAGUGAUUCAGAAAAUUGGUCCAGAUGUUAAGUGUCUAUGUACAGAUCCUGGACUUUUAUUGCCUCGGGCCAACUUGACAUUUUGGCGGGAUGGUAAAUUAGUAAGCGAACGAAAUGCAAUGCUUCCAACUAUUUCUUCAAAGGAUUGGCUAGACAUCGACUUUGGGAUUGCUGAGGGCGUUGAUUUCAUUGCUGUAUCAUUUGUCAAAUCUGCUGAAGUCAUUAAGCAUCUUAAGAGUUACAUUAAAGCCCACUCUCCUAAUUCUGAUAUUGCCGUAAUUGCAAAGAUAGAGAGCAUUGACUCAUUGAAGAACUUGGAAGAGAUAAUUCAGGCAUCAGAUGGAGCUAUGGUGGCAAGAGGAGAUCUUGGUGCUCAAAUUCCGCUUGAACAGGUCCCAUCAGAACAGCAAAGGAUUGUUCAGCUAUGCAGGCAGCUUAAUAAGCCUGUUAUAGUAGCCUCCCAGCUGCUUGAAUCUAUGAUUGAAUACCCUAUUCCAACUAGAGCUGAAGUGGCUGAUAUUUCUGAAGCAGUUAGGCAAAGGGGGGAUGCUUUGAUGCUCUCUGGUGAGUCAGCGAUGGGCCAGUAUCCUGAGAAGGCAUUGAGUGUUCUAAAAAGUGCUAGUUUGAGAAUUGAAAGAAGCUGGAGAGAACAAAAACACCAUGAAGUUAUUGAACUACCAUCCAUAGCGUCUUCUUUUACUGGCAGUAUCUCAGAGGAGAUUUGCAACUCUACUGCCCAGAUGGCUAACAAUUUGGAAGUUGAUGCUCUUUUUGUUUACACCAAGAACGGACACAUGGCUUCUCUCUUGUCACGCUGUCGUCCUGACUGCCCAAUUUUUGCAUUUACAACCACAACAUCUGUACGUAGACGCCUGAACCUGCAAUGGGGUCUGACACCUUUCCGCUUGAGUUUCUCCAAUGAUAUGGAAAGCAACCUCAACAAAACAUUCUCCUUGUUAAAAGCUCGGGGCAUGGUCAGAUCAGGUGACCUUAUCAUUGCUGUUUCUGAUAUGCUGCAGUCCAUUCAAGUUAUGAAUGUUCCAUGACCACCUGAUUAAGUUUUUUUACAAGUUCUUAGCUGGGAAACCUUAAAAAUCUAUUUGCCAAUCAUAUUAAUAUAUGUUCAUCAGAUUUUUUCUUUGCUAGAGAGUUAACCACCACAUCUUUAUUGAUUAUAUCCAAUUCUUGGGAGCUGGAUCACUGACAUUUGGUGGAACUUAAACUGUUUUAGUAAAGAUAUAUAUGUUGCAAAAUGUACCCAAGUUACAAUUAUUAUUUCCUGUUUCGCAUUAUUUGGAAAAUGUAGCCUCUUCUUGAUUUAUUAAUUGGUACAUUGGGAAAAUGUUCAAAGUUGUCCCUUC
Messenger RNA from Nicotiana attenuata, 2234 nucleotides. RefSeq names its product pyruvate kinase isozyme A, chloroplastic-like. Gene Ontology annotation, biological process: glycolytic process. Gene Ontology annotation, cellular component: cytoplasm; chloroplast stroma. The transcript has 6 exons. Gene Ontology annotation, molecular function: potassium ion binding; pyruvate kinase activity; magnesium ion binding. Lineage: Eukaryota; Viridiplantae; Streptophyta; Magnoliopsida; Solanales; Solanaceae. Bases 195 to 1919 code for a protein of 574 amino acids. The record is from RefSeq and is a predicted model, not a curated record.